This is a messenger RNA of Podarcis lilfordi (Lilford's wall lizard), 1098 nucleotides long. The record is from the annotation of a GenBank genome assembly. NCBI's taxonomy places the organism in Eukaryota, Metazoa, Chordata, Lepidosauria, Squamata, Lacertidae.
AUGACCAAAUCGUACAGCGAGAGCGGGCUGAUGGGGGAGCCCCAGCCGCAGGGUCCCCCCAGCUGGACGGACGACUGCCUCAGCUCCCAGGACGAGGAGCACGAGGCGGAGAAGAAAGAGGGCGACCUGGAAGCUAUGCAUGCCGAAGCCGAGGUGGACUCGCUGAGAAACGGCGAGGAGGAAGAAGAGGAGGAGGAAGAGGACGACCUCGAAGAAGAGGAGGAGGAAGAAGAGGAGGAGGAAGAAGAAGAAGACGACGACGAUCAGAAGCCCAAGAGGCGCGGUCCCAAGAAGAAGAAGAUGACCAAGGCCCGCUUAGAGAGGUUCAAGCUGCGGCGCAUGAAGGCCAACGCCCGCGAGCGGAACCGCAUGCACGGCCUCAACGCGGCUCUGGACAACUUGCGGAAGGUGGUGCCUUGCUAUUCCAAGACGCAGAAGCUGUCCAAGAUCGAGACGCUGCGCCUGGCCAAGAACUACAUCUGGGCCCUCUCGGAGAUCCUGCGCUCGGGCAAGAGCCCCGACCUGGUCUCUUUCGUGCAGACGCUCUGCAAAGGCCUGUCCCAGCCUACCACCAACCUAGUGGCCGGCUGCCUGCAGCUCAACCCGAGGACUUUCCUGCCUGAGCAGAGCCAGGACCUGCCUCCGCACAUGCAACCGCCCAGCGCUUCCUUCCCGGUGCACCCUUACGCCUACCAGUCGCCGGGGCUGCCUAGCCCGCCUUACGGCACCAUGGACAGCUCCCACCUGUUCCACGUGAAAGCGCCGCACUCCUACGGCGCGGCGCUGGAGCCUUUCUUCGAGAGCGCGCUGGCCGAGUGCGCCAGCCCUUCCUUCGACGGGCCCCUAAGCCCUCCGCUCAGCGUCAACGGGAACUUCUCUUUCAAACACGAACCUUCCGGAGAGUUUGAGAAAAAUUAUGCCUUCACCAUGCACUACCCCGCCGCCGCCGGCCUGGCGGGGACCCCGGGACACGGAUCGCUCUUCUCCUGCUCUGCCUCUCGCUGCGAGAUCCCCAUCGACAACCUCCUGCCCUACGAGAGCCAUGCCCACCACGAGAGGGUCAUGAGUGCCCAGCUCAAUGCCAUCUUUCACGACUGA